Cottoperca gobio is the source of this 4217-nucleotide messenger RNA. It is a transcript of the gene fbxo10, whose product is annotated as F-box protein 10. Gene Ontology annotation, biological process: regulation of apoptotic process; ubiquitin-dependent protein catabolic process. Gene Ontology annotation, molecular function: protein binding. The record is from RefSeq and is a predicted model, not a curated record. NCBI's taxonomy places the organism in Eukaryota, Metazoa, Chordata, Actinopteri, Perciformes, Bovichtidae.
UGGGAAGCGGAAGAUGGAGUAGCUCUCUGUUGUUUCUUGCCGUAAACUGGAAGCAAUCGUCUGAACUCCAUUUCGAUGGCACAUCUGCAGUCAUCAUGGAUUGUUAUGAACUGUGGAAGCAGUGAGGAGAAACCCAACAUGCAACGUUAACGCAAGAAAGAUAGCUGCACUAAAUAUUCAACAGACAUGUGUUGAUUCAUGUAACUAUGGCAAACUGGUGAAAGUCCCCCCCUCCAGUCACGGUGCUCCUCAGCCGGUGUGUGUCUCUGCUGCCAUGGAGGUGGGCAGCCUCCCCGUGGAGCUGUGGAGGGUUAUCUUGGCAUAUCUUCCGCUCCCUGACCUGGGCCGCUGCUGCCAGGUGUGCCGUGCCUGGCGGGAGCUCAUCCUCUCACUAGACAACACCCGCUGGAGACAACUCUGCUUAGGCUGCCCUGAGUGCCGACAUCCCAACUGGCCCAGUCAGCCCCACCAGGAGCCCCCGUCCUGGAGAGAGGCCCUUAAGCAGCACGCCCUGUCGACCCGCACCUGGACUCAAAACGGGCCAGAGCUCCAGUCCUCUGCCUGCCUCCUCUUUUUCCGCCGUCGGAAAGACCGCAGGGUUUGGCACGUGGGGUCUGGAUGUGAGUUUGAGACCCUACGCGGGGCUCUCGGAGUGGUGGGGCCAUAUGACCGUGUAGUUCUCCAUCCAGGGGUGUAUGAGGAGCAGGCUGAAUUGGCACUGAAGGUGCCUGUGGAGCUGGUGGGGCUGGGUCGAUUGGGCGAGGUGGCCCUCCUGGUGUGUAUGGAGCAGCAGUGCCCUACUGCUCGGCUGUGUAAUCUGGUGUUCAUGACACCCUGGUUCUCCACUGUGGUCUACAAGACGUCAUGGGGACACGUUCAACUAGAUAACUGCAACUUUGAGGGGGCUCAGUUGCAAAUACGUGGACCAGGAUCCUGCCAGGCUCGCUUCUGCUCCUUCUCACAGGGCAGCUCUGCCCACUUGAAGGGCGUUGUCCUCAGUUUGAUGGACAGCUGUGACUUCUCGGGAAGUGACACAGCUUCUGUGACAGUUGAAGGUCCUCCAGUGUCAGAAGGAAACUGGGCUUGUAAACACUUGGCGGCCCUGGCCAGGACGUUCCCAUCAUGUGGCGCAUCUGGGAAUAAUACCCCUCCCAGAGGCCCUCCGGCUGGCUCCACUGGUGGCCAUCAACCUCCAGGUGCUAAUGUUAAAAAGGAGCAUUUGAGCAUAGAAGACUGGCAGAGGAGGAAUGGGGUGGAUGCAGGGUGUCAGGGCACAGUGAUUGAAGAUGUCUGGAGUGAUGGCGACCGCAGCGAGGGAGAGGAGGAGAACCGAGAUGGAGGAGGAACUAACACCAAAAACCCAUUUAUAUUGGAUUACAAAAUCCCUUGUGACCAUCAUGGUCUAUCCCAUUUGCUCAAGCCCCGGCCAGAUGGCUCUCUGCCACUAGCCGGGGUGGAUCCACCAUCUGUGACCCCUGAAACCCUGACCUUUCAGCAGGAACUAGACAGGGACCCAGAGGCUCAGAUGUUGGUCGCCUCCACCCUUGGCUGUAUCCUCAGACGCUGCCUCUUCAGGGAAGGGAAGGGUGGCGUGCAUGUGUCUAAUUGCGGACAAGCUCGUCUGGAGGGCAAUGUUUUCCGUGGGCUGAACUAUGCUGUCCGCUGCAUCCAGAACGCCACAAUAGUGAUGCUGAGAAAUGAAGUGUGUGAGUGUCGUGCAUCGGGUGUGUUCCUGCGCCUCUCUGCUCAGGGCCUCAUCGCCGAGAACAACAUCCACUCGAAUGGGGAGGCGGGGCUGGACAUCCGAAAAGGGGCUAACCCCAUCAUUGUGUGCAACAAAAUACACAGUGGUUUGCGUUCAGGGGUUGUUGUCCUUGGCAAUGGAAAAGGUUCAAUUCGGAGCAACCAGAUCUACAACAAUAAGGAAGCGGGCGUGUAUAUUCUCUUCAGCGGGAAUCCUGUGGUCAGUGGGAAUCACAUCUUCCAGGGCCAGGCCGCAGGGAUUGCUAUAAACGAGAAUGGCAGAGGGAUGAUAACAGAGAAUGUGAUCAAAGAGAACCAGUGGGGGGGUGUGGACAUCCGCAGAGGAGGUGACCCCAUCCUGAGGAACAACUACAUCUGUUCUGGCUACUCAGACGGCGUCGUGGUGGGAGAGAGAGGCCGCGGACUUAUUGAGGGAAAUCAUGUGUACUGUAACAAAGGCUGUGGUGUGUGGGUUAUGUCGUCCAGCCUCCCGCAGCUCCUGGGAAACCACAUCACCCAUAACUGUAUGUAUGGGCUGGCAGUGUUCUGCAGGAAAGACCCAGAGAACAUCGAGGCCAGGGAGGGAAACUGGCCAGGGCAGGAAGGGAUUGGUGGAGACGCAGACAGCGGGGAAAGGAGGGGGGUAGAAGGAGAAGGGAGAGAAGGGCAGGAGAACUUAAAUGAAGAGGGGGAACUGUUUGCAUGGGAGAGUGAUCUGGACAGCGAGGACGAGCGCCACUCUGCCCGUCGUUCCAUCAGUGUGGCCUUGGUGGAGAGCAACUGCAUGAGCUACAAUGGAGCGGUUGGUCUGUACGUGAAGAGCAGCGAGCCCCUGAAUGUUUUUUCUAACCUCGUAAACAGUAACCGUGGCACUGGCAUAGCUGUGCUGCAGAGCAGUCAGCUGACCCGACUGGUUACAAACUGCAUUCUUGAAAAUGGUCGAGGUGGUGUUACGGUGGAGAAAGACUGCCGAGUGGAGCUUCGCGGUAACGGCGUCUAUAAAAACUGCAGCCAUGGUGUCAGUUUCAGUGGUAACGGGCAGAUUUUGGAGAAUGAUGUCGUUGGGAACCUUGGAUAUGGGAUCCAGGUCUCCGGCAGUGCUGACAUCAAGGUAAUGCGCAAUCGUGUCCAACCAGCACAGGGCUGCGGCGUUGCUGUCCUGGGGCCAGUAAAAGGCGUUGUCCAUGACAAUAUCUUGUUCCAGGGUCACCCUGGAAACAAAAAGGCACUUCUACAUAUGGAUCCUGGCAAUGAGAGCUGUGUGUUGCGCAACAACAGUGUUCUAAGGCAUAAUAACAGCUGUACAUCUGCUCCUGCCUGGGUUUUGGAAAACCCUCCACCGCGCCCGCUGGCCAGCUCCCCUUCUGGCCUCUCCGCAUCCCAAUAUCCUUCCAGACUUGCGAUUUCCAUGACGACCAGGAUCAGCGCCACUGUAGAAAGUGGUUGCCACAAUGGCAGUAUGUUCUGCUCCAUCCUGUGAAUGCUGGCAAGCAUUUAGAAGAGAAUACGAACUGGUGUAUAAUUGUGAGAGAAGACAUUCCAAAACGAUGCCCUCCCGUUGAGGUCUAGUAACAAAGAGGCUGCUCCGAGUAUAACCACUGAAGGAGGCCACCCACCUUCCUGUACGUUGAGGUGGCAUAACAUUUUUGUAACUGUAUGGUUAAAUGCCAGUGCACUCAUCAUGAAACUGGAGUACAAAACAUUCAAACAUUGUCAUCAUCCUACAUCGUAAAAAAAAACGUUUCCAUACAAAGCUUUAACUUAUAGUGUUCUUUUACGUUCAGAUUCACGUUCAGAUUCACGUGCAGACCUGCUGUAGACUUUUGUUCGUUUCGUCAAGUUCGCUUCGGAGACUCACUGGUUGGGAAGUGCACAUUUUUAUAAAUCCUAGCGGGAGUCAAAGGCUUCAGAGAUGCCAGCUUCAAAGCUACAAAGUAAAGCUGUGCCUUGUUGGACUUUUUAAUUCAGUCAAUGAUUGUAGCUAGGGAAGGAGUCGUCGUAGUGUGAGCUGUAUAUGCAUAAAGGCAGAAAAAAACAAAGCCAAACUUAACGCUUCUGCCUCUUGCACAGAGCCGUCUCCUGGUGAGUGUUUUUGUAUCAUGUCCUCCAUGUUUUUAAAAUGUGAUGCACCUCAGCUUUCUUUGACUUCAUGAAAUAAAUUCAGUGAAGGACAAGUUAUCAUUCCAGAUACUAUCAACACACUGCGCAGUGACACACAGACUCACCUGGUACUUUGCCAGUUAUAGAAGGAAACAUUAUAUUCAGUGUGCAAUAUGUGCUGUCUACAAAUGUGCCUAUGUUUUUAACUGUACGCUAGAUGCUUUCUGUCAUCUAGAAUUUGUUUACAGCUCAUUCCUCUGCUUUUUUUUUUGUAUCUUGCACAGUAAGCAAUAAGUAACGAUAUCAUGUACAACUCAAAGUUCACCACUUUAUUUGUCUACAAAAUAAACAGUUCUCGUUUGUGACAUUUCCAA